Molecule: messenger RNA, 2237 nt
Organism: Vitrella brassicaformis
Lineage: Eukaryota; Vitrellaceae
Source: the annotation of a GenBank genome assembly
GGAUCAUUUACUUGCGGAGGUCAAUGUGGUGCAUUGUAUCAUACAUCUUGCGAGAGGAGUCCGCAGUAGGCAGCCCAGCCGGAGGGAGCUCGGCCGGGUCCUGACAUACAUAAUCAUCGGCAGACAGGGAGGGACAUGUCCGAUUGUCAACACGAAAACUAGCCUCUCUCCGCAUACCAUCUUCUUUGUCCUUUUCCUGGGCGGCGGCAUGCUCUCGCUCCUCCUGCGGGACCCCUCGGUCUCCUCCUCUUCGGCUGCACUCUCAGCUUGCAACGUCCGGAUGGACUUCCCGGCCAGUUCAGGGGGCUCCUCCCACCGUUUUCUAAAGAUGACAUUGCUCAGAUACGUCUGAGGGAAGGGCUGUCUCUGCGGUGAAACGGGCUGAGAUGCUCGUGACGGGGGCACGUCCGUUUGGACACCCCGGAGGUAGCCAGAGCGGAUGAGCUCCUUUUAACGAAUGAGACAAAGGAGAAAGGGAAGCUCUUGAGAGACACCCAUCGUUGAAUGCGCCUGGGCUUCUGUUACCUGGAUUCUUGUGUCGGCGAUAAUGCCCUGUGCCAUGUCGCGUAGCCCCCAUGGGCUCCUCUUCCUCAGAGGUCUGCCCCCGAAGAGCUCAAACGCAUCCGUCCGAGACAGGCCGUCAUAUCGAGGGAAGGAUGGAACUGAAGACAGAACAACGACCGUGACAGGGCUGGAUCGAUCUGCAUCAACACGUCACUUACUUUUCGUUGGGUCCUCUCGCCCCGGUGCGGCUUCAGCUUCAGGUGGCGGAACCGACUGGCUCACGCGAGGUGCAGGCCUACAGGAGGCGAAGAAGGGGACAUGAGACAUGGACAUGUGAUGAACAUUGGUUGGAUCCUACUGUGGAGCCGGUGCAGUGGCCGGUCGAUCGGCCUGCCCAUUGUAAUACUCAGCCACUCUGUCUGCAACGGACAUCCUCUCAGGCACACCCACAGCCCCUUCCGCUUCAUUCCUUUUCUGCGGUGUAGACCAGUCUUCUUCUGAGGCCUCUUCAGCAGCCAGGACACCCACAUCCUGUGGAGGUGGUCGUGCUGGCUGCUGUGACGGCAAUGUCACAGCCAUGGGCAUGACUAUGCUCGCCGGUGGCCUGACGGGCCGCUCGGCUGCCUUGUCAGCCUCUUGCUGGAAAAACAUAGCUUGUCUCGCACGUGCAGAUAAGGGAAUGGUAUAGUCCCCAGCCUCUAUAUCAGUGGGCAGAUCACUCACGGCUGUUAAUGUCAGGGGGAAGGAUCCCGGCGGGGCCUUGAAGACAAACAAACGAGACACAUGUCGGUUCAACUACAAUCCUACAAUCUUCUGUCUGUAUCACCUCUCACCUGAUCAACCAAUGGUUCCUUGUAAUAUUUGCUCUCGACGUACUUCCGAGCUGAUGCAGAGAGGGACAAAUGGAAGGAAGCUUGACACUAUCGAGAGUCGAAGGCGCGUGUUGACGCAUACGUAUCGGUCUGAGUCGGAGCAGGUACGGCUCCAGUAUCUGCUGGGUCGUGGCAUUCUUGUGACGAAACACCCGCCGCAGACUGUGCCACAGAUACAGCUUACACGUGCAUUGCUCACAUGAGAUGUGGGAGCAGCGUACGGUCUCUGAGGUGGUGCAGGGUCCACCCAAAGGGAAUCAGCGCGAAGAUGGUCAGCAACAGUGUCAACCAGGUUCCUCGACGAAGGAAAUGGCCUCCUGCAAAGAGCACCAGAAUGCAUGAGGGUUGCCGUCUCCCUGUGGCUGUUUGCUCACCUGAGCAGGCGGAUCUCAGGGGGCUCAGCUGUGCUGCAGCAACCACACGCAAACAUGCGGGGACAGCGGGGAACGCUGUUUGCAAUGCCGCGCCCCUCCUCAACUCACCCCUGGAUGAGCUGACGUAGCUCAUUUGACUGGACGAGCUUUCUUGACCGAAUUAGCCCCAGAUCAUCCCUCACUGCACACUCGAGACUUGUCCGUCGACGCAGCAGCUGCCCGGGGCCGCCCUUGUACUGCUGCUGGAGCAAAGGCCUGAUCUCUGGGCGUGGAUAGUGGCGCGAGGCUCGAGGAGGGGCAGAGGUGACUGCAUUCCUGGCCGCGUCAGCCAAACUGCCUCCUUCGAUGGGACUCAUGGUGUCUGAGACGCGGUCGCCCCCAAUUGGCCCACUGGCACAGCGAUCCUGCAUGUAGCGCGCAACAGAGAGAGCAGAGAUGGCGGCGACGGCAGAAUCGGGUGAUUUCUUCAUCACACAGGCGUUUAAGG